AUCAUGAAUCUAUUAAUGCCUGUUGCCAAGGCUUAAGCAGUCCUUUUGCGACUGAAAAUAAAAGGCUGAACUGCUUUUCUUCAUUUAUCCACAGAAUAUUUCUAGUUUUUUUUACUCUCUGAGAUAUCCAAACCCAAAAUAGAGCACUUGGUCACUCUUGCAGAAGAUGAAUUGAAGUUUUACAAGCCAUACCUAUAGCCAUUUGCCAUUAGCCAAGCAUGGCCCUUCUUAAAUCCUUGGCGUUCAGUCCCACCGAAGCCACUGUAGCCAUGAUUCACUCAUCUUCUUCUAAGAUCUUAUCACAAAGAACUUGUUCGUCUUUUAGGAAUGUUAGCUUAUUCUACUAUAGACGAAGCUCUUCAGUUAAAGUCUUUUCUUUCUUCAAUACAACACGUAAUUGUACAUAUUCCAGUGGUGAAUUUGGUUCUUCAAAGAGAAGAUCUCGAGGACCUGUUAUGUCAGCCAAAAAAACAUCUGAGGGGGAAAAACAAGAAGGAAAGUACAAACACACAGUUGAUUUACCAAAGACAACAUUUGGCAUGAGAGCAAAUGCUUUGACAAGGGAGCCAGAGAUUCAAAAAUUAUGGGAAGAAAAUCAGGUGUUCAAGCGAGUUGUCAAUAAAAAUGAUGGGGGAAAUUUUGUUCUUCACGAUGGUCCGCCUUAUGCCAAUGGUGGCCUACACAUUGGUCAUGCCCUGAAUAAAAUCUUGAAGGAUAUAAUUAAUCGUUAUAAGAUUCUUCAAAACCACAAGGUUCAUUAUGUGCCUGGUUGGGAUUGUCAUGGGCUGCCAAUUGAGUUGAAAGUUCUGCAAUCAUUGGAUCAGGAUGCCAGAAAGGAUCUGACACCAUUGAAAUUAAGAGCAAAGGCAGCCAAGUUCGCCAAAGCAACUGUCAAAACUCAGAUGGCAUCAUUUAAGCGCUAUGGAGUUUGGGCAGACUGGGAUGAUCCUUAUCUAACUCUAGAUCCAGAAUAUGAAGCUGCCCAGAUUGAAGUGUUUGGCCAGAUGGCCCUUCAAGGAUACAUCUAUAGGGGCAGGAAACCAGUUCACUGGAGUCCCUCAUCUCGUACUGCUCUUGCAGAGGCUGAGUUGGAGUAUCCGGAGGGGCAUGUUUCAAGAAGCAUAUAUGCCACAUUUCGAAUAGUAAGUGCUACACCAACUUCAAGUGGAUUACUAGAGGAAUUCUUUCCAGAUUUGUGCUUGGCCAUAUGGACUACAACUCCCUGGACUGUGCCAGCCAAUGCCGCUGUUGCGGUCAAUGCCAAGCUUCAAUAUGCAGUAGUUGAAAUGCAGUUUUUAGAAGAUGUUUCUACAUCCUCUGGAAAUAAAAGACGACGACUUGGCAAUGUUCUGAGGGAGCAAAAGAAGCAUUUUCUUAUAGUAGCAUCUGAUCUUGUGCCAACACUAGAAGUAAAAUGGGGUGUAAAGCUUGUGAUCAAGAAAACCCUGUCAGGGUCAGAUCUGGAAAACUGCAGGUACUUACAUCCAAUAGAUAACAGAGAAUGCCAGGUUGUCAUUGGAGGAGAUUAUAUUACAACAGAAUCAGGAACUGGACUAGUGCAUACAGCUCCUGGUCAUGGUCAGGAGGAUUAUGUAACUGGCAUGAAGUAUGGACUGCCUGUACUUUCCCCUGUUGAUGAUGAUGGAAAGUUCACUGAAGAAGCUGUAAAGUUUAGUGGGCUUGACGUUCUGGGGGAUGGUAAUGCUGCUGUGGUGAAAUACCUGGAUGAACAAUUGUCAAUUAUAAUGGAAGAAUCAUAUGAACACAAGUAUCCAUAUGAUUGGCGAACCAAAAAACCAACAAUUUUUAGAGCUACUGAGCAAUGGUUUGCAUCUGUAGACGGUUUUCGUCAAGCGGCUAUGGAUGCAAUUGGCCAUGUAAAAUGGAUUCCAUCUCAGGCAGAAAACAGAAUUUCUGCAAUGACUUCAAGUCGCUCUGACUGGUGCAUAUCAAGGCAAAGGACGUGGGGUGUCCCCAUUCCAGUCUUUUAUCAUGUGGAGUCAAAGGAACCCCUUAUGAAUGCAGAGACUAUUGAUCAUAUUAAGUCUAUAAUUGCCCAGAAGGGUAGUGAUGCAUGGUGGUAUAUGAAAGUGGAGGACCUACUUCCUGAAAAGUAUCGCAAUAGAGCAUCAGACUAUGAAAAAGGGAUGGAUACAAUGGAUGUAUGGUUUGAUUCAGGUUCUUCAUGGGCUGCUGUGUUGGCGAAAAAGAAUGGCCUUAGUUAUCCUGCAGAUAUUUAUCUUGAAGGCUCAGAUCAACACCGUGGGUGGUUUCAAAGCUCUUUAUUAACAAGUAUUGCUACAAAAGGAAAGGCUCCGUAUUCUAGUGUCAUAACCCAUGGAUUUGUAUUGGAUGAGAAAGGUUUUAAGAUGAGCAAAUCACUGGGUAAUGUUGUAGAUCCACGCACUGUAAUUGAAGGGGGGAAAAAUGCAGGGGAAGCACCAGCCUACGGAGCUGAUGUCCUACGACUCUGGGUUUCUAGCGUAGACUAUACAGGCGAUGUUAUGAUUGGUCCUCAAUCUCUUAAACAAAUGUCUGAGAUAUAUAGGAAGCUGAGAGGAACAUUGAGAUAUCUUCUGGGAAAUCUACAUGAUUGGAAAGCUGAUAAUGCAGUUUCAUACAAUGAUCUCCCCAUGAUUGAUAAGCAUGCACUUUUUCAGCUGGAAAAUGUUGUAAAGAAUAUAAGAGAGAGUUAUGAAAACUAUCAAUUUUCCAAAAUAUUCCAGAUCAUACAACGGUUUGUUAUUGUUGACCUAUCAAAUUUCUAUUUUGAUGUUGCCAAAGAUCGACUCUAUGUUGGGGGCUCAACAACUUUUACAAGGAGAAGUUGUCAAACAGUUCUUGCGGAACAUCUCCUUGCCAUAGUGAAGGUUAUUGCUCCAAUACUACCUCAUUUGGCUGAGGAUGUAUGGCUGAAUCUUCCUUUUCCAUAUUUGACCGAGGACGGUUCCAUUGCAAAGUUUGUUUUUGAAUCAAAGUGGCCUGCUUUGAAUGAGAAAUGGCUUUCUUUUCCUAAUGAAGAAAUUGAUUUCUGGGGAAAAAUUCUUGAGCUGAGAACAGAGGUGAACAAAGUUCUGGAAGCUGCUCGUGUGGGGAAGUUAAUUGGUUCUAGUUUAGAAGCAAAGGUAUAUCUGCACACACCUGAUGCUAGUUUGGCUUCAAGGUUACGUGAAAUGUGUCUGGCCAGCAAUGAUGCAGAUGCACUGCAUCGUAUAUUCAUCACAUCUCAGGCAGAAGUCCUUGCUUAUUUGGAUAACAAACUUAUUGAAACCAUAUCAUACACCGGAGAGUUUCUCAUUCAAGGAAGCAAUAGAGUUUGGAUUGGUGUGUCACGUGCAGAGGGCUUGAAAUGUGAGAGAUGCUGGAAUUACACUCCUCAAGUUGGUUCUUUUGGCGAACACCCAACGCUCUGCGGCCGUUGUUAUAAAGUAGUCGCUGUUCAGCCUGAACCCGCAGUAGCUGCAGUUAGUUGAUUCAUUUAGCAGAUUUUCUUACUUCCAAUGUGACUUAUAACAUCUGAAUUCACAAUUUUGGCUAUCAAAACUCAAAAUUUUAUUGUAGACUUGAUUUGGGGGCAAGACCGACAUCACUACAGGACAGUGUAAAGAACUAUAGACUACAGAGAGAAUACGAUAGACUUAAUAAUUAGAUUUGGACAUUUGUCAAAUAA
Molecule: messenger RNA, 3670 nt
Organism: Hevea brasiliensis (rubber tree)
Lineage: Eukaryota; Viridiplantae; Streptophyta; Magnoliopsida; Malpighiales; Euphorbiaceae
Product: isoleucine--tRNA ligase, chloroplastic/mitochondrial
Exons: 22
Coding region: 219-3473 (1084 amino acids)
Biological process (GO): isoleucyl-tRNA aminoacylation
Cellular component (GO): cytosol
Molecular function (GO): isoleucine-tRNA ligase activity; tRNA binding; aminoacyl-tRNA deacylase activity
Source: RefSeq, a predicted model, not a curated record